AUAUUCUUGCAAACUCUCAAGUCUUUAUCUCUCCCUCUUUUUUCUCUAUCUCUCUCAAAAAUCAAUUUCAACCCUCCAAAUUUUGGGGGAUCAUUUUCCAAGGAUAGACUUUGUUAGCAUUUCAAAUAUUUGGUACAACAAAAAUGGGAAGACAACCUUGUUGUGACAAAGUUGGUUUGAAGAAAGGACCAUGGACUGCAGAGGAAGAUAAAAAGCUCAUAAAUUUUAUUCUUACUAAUGGCCAAUGUUGUUGGAGAGCUGUUCCUAAGUUAGCAGGGUUGUUAAGGUGUGGAAAAAGUUGUAGAUUGAGAUGGACAAAUUACCUAAGGCCAGACUUAAAGAGAGGACUUUUAUCAGAAUAUGAAGAAAAAAUGGUCAUUGAUCUUCAUGCUCAACUUGGCAAUAGAUGGUCUAAAAUUGCUUCUCAUCUGCCGGGACGAACCGAUAAUGAGAUUAAGAAUCAUUGGAAUACUCACAUAAAGAAAAAGCUCAAGAAAAUGGGAAUUGAUCCAGUUACACACAAGUUACUCCCAAAUGCAAUUGAUCAAACAAAAUGUGAAAAACAACAACAAUUGCAAGAACAACAAAAUCAACAAGAAUCUUCUUCACCUAUUGAACAUGACACAAAAGUUGAAAAUGAGAAUGACAAAAACAAGGAACCUCAAAAGCAAGAAACAUCCUUUGAAUCAUCAACAAUCAAUGAAGCUAAAGAACAAGACCAAGUUAUGACACCACUUUUUGAUUCAUUGGAACUAAUGAAUGAGUUCUUAAUAGAAGAAGUUCCAAUAAUAAACUCAAAUGAAAUUCUAGUUCCAUGUGUUCCUUCAUCUUCAUCAAACACAACAUCAACAUCAUCAUCUUCAAAUUCAAAUUCAUCUAACUUCCUUGAAGAUUUGCUUCUCCCUGAUUUUGAUUGGUCACAUAAUUUUAAUGUUAAUAAUAAUAUUGAAAAUAAUAACUUUAAUGAAAAUAGUAAUAAUAAUAUUAAUAUGACAUUAUGGGAUGAUGACUUUAUUAGAAGUUGGGACUUUGUAAUCAAUGAUGAUGAUGAUGGUGACAGAAAGCAAGUGUUUGAGGCUCCUCAUAAUCAGUAUCCAAAAGUGAUUAUGGAUUCAGAAAUAUGGGCCUAUGGAAUGUUUUAGUUUUUAUUUUAUUUUAACACUGAUCAUAUGGCUUACUUGUAAUGUUCUUGUAGGUUGUUUCAAAGAAUAAAGAAAGAGAUUCAUAGAAAAUACCAUCUUUUGUUUAGGAGUAUUUUUAAUGUUAUCCACUUUUAUUUUCCAAACAUUUUACCUUAUGAUAAAAGUGCAAAAAGAAAUAGUAUGUAUAUGUGG
Molecule: messenger RNA, 1334 nt
Organism: Trifolium pratense (red clover)
Lineage: Eukaryota; Viridiplantae; Streptophyta; Magnoliopsida; Fabales; Fabaceae
Product: transcription factor MYB20-like
Exons: 3
Coding region: 144-1142 (332 amino acids)
Source: RefSeq, a predicted model, not a curated record